GAAAUGACAGGAGGAGGAGUGUAGUGUAUUUCUUCUGUGGGUGUGCUUCCUGCUCUAGUAUUGAUAGUGAAUGCCGUUAGAGUCUAACGGUUAGACUAAGGCUAACUGUAUUUAGAUUCAAUCGCGCAAGGAGCGGCGCGUGCAUUGUCCGGCGCAGCCUACACAAAAGCCGACAAUCUGUGCGUAAGCCCACCCGCACCCCCACACCCCACCGUAUUGAGUAAGAGUGAGUUUUUUUUUCCUGACGCCACCAGCCACCACUGGCGAGUGACUCCAUGGACGACUCCAAUCCCAUGCCCAGCACCUCGGUCGGUGCCGCACGUGGCCGAGGACGCGGACGGCCGCCAAAGCGGGAGAGCGCACAGCACCCCGAUGCAGACCUGCAGACCUCUCAAGAUGCAUCGUCCGGUGGUUCGGUGGGGCGCACCUGUUCGCCCAACACCAUCCGUCGCAGCUCCCGCAAGAGAUUCUGCAAAUUCGACGUGCGCGACGUCCUCAGCCUGCGCAAGGAGCACAAGAUCCAGAUCGAGGGACGCAUCGACUCCAAUGUGCCCGACACGGCACCAGCUGCGCCUUCCACAGCUGCCAUCGCCGCUGCCACUGCCACUGCCAGCAUUCCGUCAGCCAAUCGCCUGUUUGCGAUGUUCCCGAGCACCCGCCCACCGCCCAAACUGCCGCCGCCACCCGCUGCCCUGGGGAUCUUUGUGAAGCCGCGGAGCACACCGAGCCUGAUCGUGGCCCAGCUGAACAGCGAAUCCUCCAGCUGCAAUCCGUCGACUGCGACAGCCGCAACUGCCACUGCGACAGCGACAGCAGUGUCCGCAGCAUCUGUCGUCCGCAGGGGGCGAGGGAGGCCCAGGACCAAGAAUAAGCUGGACAAGUCAAGCAGCCAGAGCAGCAGCCUCAGCUUGAGCUUCUCCGAUUCGGACACCAAUUCGACAGGCGCCUCCACGACGGGCAGCAUCGGCAGCAGGGGCAGCACGGACAGCAACGAGACGGCGCCCAGACGAAAGUGCCGGGUGACCCUCAAGCGACUGAACUUUGUGCACCGUCAGGGAUCGUGGGACUCGGGCGACUCGACCGUCCUGGGCGACGCCGUGGUGGAUGUUAGCAGCUCCUCGUCCUCCGCCGCCUCGACGCCCGUCCUGCAGGAUGACAAUGCUCUCGAUGAGCAGCCAAAGAGGGAGCCGCUGCCGCCGCGGCUGCAGCUGCCCGUGUCCGUGUCCGUGCCCACAGCCGACGACGAUGAUGACGACUCGUCGGACUCUCAGAUAAUCUUUACGGAAAUCGACACGGGCAGGGAAGUGACGGGCCGAAGGAAGGGGGAAAAAGAGGAGGAUGAGGAGGAGGAGGUGGAAGAGGAGCCUCUACAGCUGAAGCUGGAUUUAAAGAAAGAGCCAGAGAUUGAGGAGGAUUUGCAAAUUGAGCAACAGAAGCUGGAGGAGCACGAGCACGAGCAGGAGCCAGAAGUGUGUAAUUUAUUGGUGGAGAUCUCUGGCGGUUCGCCCACCUUCUGGUUCGAUGACGGCGAGGAGGAGGAGGAGGAGGAGACCAGCCCGACCUCACUGACGGCGACGCGGCGCAGCAGACGAACCGCCAAAGCGGAGGGAGCCAGCAGCAGCAACAGCAGCAGCCAUGUGGGCAAAACCCUCGAGGAGACCUUCGCCGAGAUAGCCGCCGCAAGCAGCAAGCAGAUCCUCCUGAAAGCAGAGACUGACUCCCCCUCCGAAGCGGACGAAGAGGAGGAGGAGCACACGCUGAUUGACCUGAUCGAUGAUAGCCAGGACGAGGGCAUCCAGGGGGAGUACGAGGUGGUUCUCGACGAGCAGAAGGACGAAGUGCAAAUGCAAAUCAUUGAGCUGGACGCUCCAGCAGAGUAUACCCUCAUGCAGGUGCAGGAGCAAGCGCAGGAGCCGCUUGAGGAGUCGCAGGUGAAGAGCCCCAGCAGCAGCAGCAGCACCAGCACCAGAGUCCUGCCAGAGGAGGAAUCACAGCCGCAGACGAUCAUCAUUUUUGAAGUUGAUGCUGAAGAGGAGGAGAAGGCCACCACAGAGCAGCCCCCCGUGGAUGUGGAUGUGGAUGUGCACCCAGAACCAGAACAUGAACCAGAUGUGGUCGAGGAUGUUGUGAUUAUCCAGAUCGCCAUGGAUGCCAUGCCAGAACCACAACCAGAGCCAGAACCACAGCCAGAGCCACAGCCAGAGCCACAGCCAGAGCCAGAGAUCUCACUAGAAAUUGAAUCAUCAAAGACGGCACUGAAGACUCCUCCACAGCCACAGCCACAGCCUCUGCAGGAGAAAGAUAAGGAGGAGAAGGAAGUGGUGACUCCUGCAGAUGAGCCAAUUCCAAUGCCAAUGGAAAUGGAAAUCAAAAUCCCAACGGAGUCCCUGCCAGAGCCAACCAAGGCAGCCAAGGGCCCUGGCCCAUCCAAAGCGGAUCCUUUUGCAGAGGAGAAGCCAAAGGAAAACGAAAACGAAAUUCCCAUCAAAGCUGAGCAGAGCGCAGAAAUACCCAGCUGCAGCAGCAGCAGCAGCAGCAGCAGUCACUCCCAAGCCAGUCUCCAGCCCACUGCCACUGCCACUUCCACUGCCAAAGCCAAGCCAGUCAAGGGCAGGGGGGCAUCACCUUCCAGCAUCGUUGAAUGCGAUGCCAUGUUCCAGGCCCUGGAGAGUGCCAAUGCCCAGAAGCUGCGCGAGGAGACGCACAAGAAGAAGCUCAAGCUGGAGGCCAAGAAGGCAGCCACAUCGCCCGUGCCAUCAGCGAGCAGCGUUGGGGGCCAGACAAAGACGACCAAGACGACGCUCGGGGGAAGGUGCAACUCGCGCAGAAACACCUCCUACUACUCCACGAACGAAAUGCAUCCCGUGGCCAGACCCCAGGCCAAAAAUGAGAAGCUGUCUGCCACGAAAAAGACUGACCCACGAGGCGCCACCACAGCCGAUGGAGCUGUGGAACAGCUGGAGGCGGAGGCGGAGACGGAGGCUGCUGCAAAUGGACAUAACAGGAAGAAAAAAACGGAAGAUCUGGAGGAAGAGUCCUCCUCGUGCUCCUCGCAGCAGGAGCCUGCAUCGAGUGCUGCAUCCAAAAAGGGGAAUGGAAGUGCCACAACGAAGCCAAAGCGACGCAAAUCCCAAUGCUCUCCAGCCUCCGCCUUCGCUUCGUACGAUUCCCGGAAAGAUGAGGCCAAAAGACAGUCCCCGGUGGCACCAAAGAAACAAAAUGCCAUGCCAUCGCGACGCUUUACUACCAUCGAUCGUCCCUCGUCCAGUGCAACACCACGCGGCGCCUCCUUCGGCGACUUUUGUAAAUAUGAGACUAGGAAGGCAUCACCAGGAGGACGGACGCAGUCGCCAGCGGGCAAUGCAUCCGCAAAGCGACGCCCCACCAUGUCCCCCACCGGCUCCUCGAUGGAAUCGCUGGCCCAAAAGGACGCCAAGAAAGAUGAGGGAAAAAGGACAGCAUCAUCAUCACCAGGAGGAGGGAGGCAGUCGCCAGCGCAUCUCAUCAAAAAUAUACGCAAAUCGCGCGCCUCCGGGGAGUCGCUUGUCCAGGCCGAUGACUCACCCAGGAGAGCAUCACCCAGGAACCCAGCCACAAAGCGACGCCCCACCACUUCCGGUCGCUGCUCGCCCGUCUUCUCCCCUGGCGGGGAAUCGUUGGCCAGGAAGGAUGAAACGGCAUCCCCCAGGCCACAGUCUCCGGCGGCAGCUGCGGCUGCGGCUCCGGCGGCACCCAAAGAGGAGGCGAAGGCCAUUAAAACGCAACGCCUCACAGCCAUCGAUCGUCCGGCGUCGAAUGCUAAAGGGCCGCGCCCCUCCUUCGAGGCAUUGCUUGGCCAGGCCGACUCCUAUGCGAAGUCGCAGAAGAAGCCACCACGCCCCACCGCCUCCGGGCGCUGCUCGCCCACCUCUGCCUGCUCCUCCGGCGACCCUGCAGUGGCCCGAGCCCCCGAAGCCAGAAAAGUUGAUGGCGGGGAUGGCGCAGCAUCGCCACAGAGGCCAGCGAAUGCCAUACGAUCGCGACGCUUCACAACCAUCGAUCGCACGUCGUUGAGUGUCUCGCCCGAGGGCUCCAGGCGGACGCAGUCGAAGCCAUCCUCCCCAGCCAGAGAGACGUCCCCAGACUCUGCGGCCAGUACUGGCUCACAGCGAAAGAGUCGCUCGAUGCAGCCAUCCCCGGCGACUGGUGGCUCCAAGCUGCAGGGGAAGAAGAUCGACAACCGUCGCCUCACCCUGGGGGCGCACAGUGCAGCGGCGGACAUCACCCCGGAACUGAUUGAGGCGUGCUUCAAGGAUCUCGCUGCAAGGGCAGAGGAUGCUGGUCCGCUGGCAGCCGGUACAGCAAGAAAACAGUCGCAGUCGCAGUCGCAGUCGCCAGCACCCAAGCAGGGAGCAGAACCACAGAAGACCCUCAGCCACAGCCACAGCCACGCACCGCGAGAGACUUUAUCCGCGAGGAAGGGUAGCAGCGGCAGCAUCAGUAGCAGCUCGUCCUCGUCGAAGGAGCCAUCCUCCAGGACGUCGUCUCCGGCGGCAAAUGAGCCCAAGAUAAAGAAGAUCCAUGCCAGGCGCAGGACCGUAGCGGAGCCAAGAACCGGAACCCCGGAUCCAACUGCUAGCGCAAAGAAGGGCUCCAGGACGGCAUCGCCGGAGCCUCUGCUGGCGAAUGAUGCCCCACAUGCCGUGAGUCCCGUGAAUCCCGUGAAUGCCGUGAGGAAAAAUGCCGAUCCCCGUGGCAGAAACGCCUCCCCCGCAGAAAAGCUAGAAAAGGGAGCAGAAAAGGCAGAAAAGGGGGAAACUUUACCCAGCCGAAGGGGUCCGCUGCCCUUGAAGCAUGGACCGAAAUCCCCGUUGCCGCUGGAUCAUCGUCGCCGGAUCACCAUAUGCGCUGAGCCCGUGCUGGCUGCUGCUGCUUCUGCCGGUUCCCCCUUGAGGAGUGCCGAUCCGAGAGUCAGAAAUGCCUCUCCCGCGGAUCCCACACCCUGUGCCAGCCCCAGCCCCAGCCCCAGCCCCAUGCCUGGUCACAUAACCCGGACGGAUAGGACGCUGCCCAAGAAAGCAGCGAACUCGGCUCCUGGCCCGAAGCAGACGGCUGCCGCGACACCAAAGAAACCCAAGGGCCCGAAGGUGACAGCCAAGCGGACAGGCGAGUCGCCAGAUCCCAGCAGCAACAGCGGCAACAGCAGGAAGCAGCGUAGGCCAACGACAACCGUCAAGACCAGCGAUGAUGCUUUGGUUAUGCCCCCGAAGACGGAGCCUAAAACGGAGGACAUGGACACGGAGUCCAUGGAGUCAACGAGUGGCAAAGGCAAACGCUGGGAUGUGCAGCCCACAGCCCCGACUGCAGCUUCAGCCUCAGCGUCAGCUUCAGCUUCAGCUACGAUUGCAACCGCAACUGAAGCGCCAGCUGCUGCGGCUGUGGCUGCUACUGUUAAGGUGGAGCCGCCCGAUACGCUCAAGGACAUCGUCAAGUUCAUCGAGGAUGGGGUGAAUCUGCUGAAGCGGAACUACAAACACGAGGACGAAGACGAGGACGAGGCUCAGCCGGCGGCGCCAGAGGCGCCACAGAUGCAGCUGGUGAAAGUGAAGCUGGAGGAGGCAUUGGCCAGCGCCAGCUGCAUGGAGACGCCGUCGGUGACACGCUCCCCCACGCCCAGCGGCAGUGCCAGUGCCAGCUGCAGUUCCAGGGCCAAUACGACCACCUCAGAGGACUCCUCCCCGACGCUGCCCCUGCUGCUGCUGCAGCAGCAUGGCUCCAAUGAUGAUGGCAGCGCUGGCGGCGUGCGACGCUCGCAUCGGAUCAAACAGAAGCCGCAGGGGCCGAAGGCCAGCCAGGGCAGGGGCGUGGCCAGCAGUGCGCCGCCCUUCAGCAUGGACGACCAGAUGGCGGAGCUGGCCAGCACGGAGGCCUUCAACGAGCAGUUCCUGCGCAGCGAGGGGCUGCUCACGUUCCAGCAGCUGCGCGAGAACUACUACCGAUGUGCGCGGCAGGUGAGCCAGGAGAACGCGGAGAUGCAGUGCGACUGCUUCCUCACGGGCGACGAGGAGGCCCAGGGGCACCUGUGCUGCGGCGCGGGCUGCAUCAACCGCAUGCUGAUGAUCGAGUGCGGCCCGCUGUGCACCAACGGGGAGCGGUGCACGAACAAGCGCUUCCAGCUGCACCAGUGCUGGCCCUGUCGCGUCUUCCGCACCGAGAAGAAGGGCUGCGGCAUCACCGCAGAGCUGCUGAUACCCGCCGGCGAGUUCAUCAUGGAGUACGUGGGCGAGGUGAUCGACAGCGAGGAGUUCGAGCGGCGGCAGCAUCGCUACUCGAAGGACCGCAACCGGCACUACUACUUCAUGGCGCUGCGGGGCGAGGCGAUCAUCGACGCCACCAUGCGGGGCAACAUCUCGCGGUACAUCAACCACAGCUGCGACCCGAACGCCGAGACCCAGAAGUGGACCGUCAACGGGGAGCUGCGCAUCGGCUUCUUCAGCGUGAAGAACAUCCUGCCGGGCGAGGAGAUCACCUUCGACUAUCAGUACCAGCGGUACGGGCGCGACGCCCAGCGCUGCUACUGCGAGGCGGCCAACUGCCGCGGCUGGAUCGGCACCGAGCCGGAGUCGGACGAGGGCGAGCAGAAGAACGAGAACUCCGAGCGAGACCAGGCCCAGACGGACGACACGGACAGCGGCGGGGCGGAGUCCGAUGCGGAGGAGGCGGAGGCGGAGCCGGAGCAGAGCAAGAGCAGCGGCAAGGGCAGAGCAGGUGCGGGUGCCACGAAGAACAGCUCGUCCAGGUUCAAGGUGAAACUGCCAGCGGUGUCCAAGGAGCAGCGCAAGAAGCGGGAGACGGCGGCCAAGGCCAAGGAGCGGGAGCGCGAAUUCAAGGCCGGCCGCUGGCUGAAGCCCACUGCGGGAGCUGGAGCUGGCGCGGGCGCGGGCGCAGGAGCAGGAGCAGAUAAGAAGGAUCCGCGCAGUGCAAAGCCAAAGGUCAACAAAUUCCAUGCCACACUCGAGGAUCCGGAUGUGCUGGAGCAGCUGUCGCUGCUGAGCCGCAGCGGAUUGAAGAACCAGCUGGACACGCUGCGCGUCUCGCGCAUCAUGGUGCGGGCGAAGCUGCUGCCGACCCGCAUCCAGCUGCUGCAGGUGCUCACCCGCGGGGAGCUGCCCUGCCGGCGGCUCUUCCUGGACUACCACGGACUGCGGCUGCUGCACGCGUGGAUCAGCGAGAACGGGAACGAGCAGCAGCUGCGGACGGCCCUGCUGGACGCCCUCGAGGCGCUGCCCAUACCAAACAGGACGAUGCUGAACGAGAGCCGCGUCUACCAGAGUGUGCAGCAGUGGAGCGCGGGUCUGGCUGGGCAGCAGCCGCAGCUGCGCAGUCCCGAGCAGUCGGCACUGCGCAAGCGGAUGCAGGGCCUGAUCAGCAAGUGGAGCAGCCUGCCGGAGAUCUUCCGCAUCCCCAAGCGGGAGCGCAUCGAGCAGAUGAAGGAGCACGAGCGCGAGGCGGACCGCACCGGCGAGCGGCCCACCGAGAAGCAUGUGGCCAGCCACCAUGUGACCGCCGCCUCCGCCCUGGAGGACUCGACGCGCGACAGCAGCACCGACCGCUACCGGCAGGAUCGCUUCCGGCGCGACACAAUCAGCAGCCGCAACAGCGGCGGCGGCGGCCAGAAGCCGCCCAUGAGCCGCAUGAGCGGCAACAACACCAUCUGCACCAUCACCACCCAGCCGAAGGGCAGCAAUCCCGCGGAGGGACAGCCCCGCACGGAGAUGCGGCGGCGCCCGGACAACAACAACAGCGGCGCCACAGUGGAGGCGCGUCGUGGCGGCGGCGGUGCGCUGCUGUCCAAGGAGCUCAGGCGAUCCCUGUUCGAGCGGAAGGUGGCCCAGGACGAGGCCGAGAAGCGUGUGUGCAGCGAGGACUGGCGCGAGCACGAGCUGCGCUGCGAAUACUUUGGAGCGGACAUCAAUACGGACCCGAAGAUGCUGCCCUUCUCCUACAACACGGAGACCGGCGAGUGGUUCAACUCGGAGGAUGUGCCCGUGAUGGCACCGCUGCGCACAGACCUGGCGCUGGCCCCCUCGCCGGAGAUGAGCGAACAGGACAUGAUGCCCGCGGAGUACAAGCUGCCGGCUAGCGUCGAUCCGCUGCCCCCCUCCUGGCACUGGAGUCGCACACACGAGGGGGACAUCUUCUACUUCAAUCUGCGCGAUCGCAUACCCCAGUGGCUGCCGCCCAGCCCCGAGCAGCGGCUGCAAACGCUGCUGGAUGAGGACCAGAAGCAUCAGCCGCCGCUGCAGGAGCUGGACCCGGCGCUGCUCGCCGUGGAGCUCAUCUCGGUGGACCCCGACUAUGUGGGCUCGCUGUCGAGCAAGUCGCUGGCGCAGCACAUCGAGACGAAGGUGCGGGAGCGGCGCGAGAUACGCCACAAGAAGCUGUGCUCGGUGCGCGUGAUCAGCCCGCGGCGGGACGAGGAUCGGCUCUACAACCAGCUGGAGUCGCGCAAAUACAAGGAAAACAAGGAGAAGAUACGCCGCCGCAAAGAGAUCUACAGGCGGCAGCGGGCCAGCGCGGAUACCUCCGCCGCAGCCACCUCCGAUGCCAGCACAGAUGCGGAGGCCUGGUCCACGCCUCGCUAUCUGUACUCGUCGGACGAGGACGCGGAGACGGUGCAUGCCCCGCCCUUGGAAGGCAUCAUCUAUGGCUUUAAUGGUUCAGCCGGGGCGCUGUUUUCCACCACAAAGGUGGACGAACUGGAGGCGGAGCUCGACAUGGAGCCCAGCACCAGCGCCUAUGCCCUGGCCUGCCUGAACAAGCCCCAGCAGAUACCCACGCUGGUCACAGGCGGCAGCGGGGGCGGCAUAAACAAAAAGCUGCCACCACUGCCACCGCACACGCCAGAGAAGCCGCCGUCUGGAGCCGUGCCAGAGAGAAAGAGUCGCGGCCAUGAGCGCAGCAAACCCAAGCGGAAAAUGUUCCUGAAUAGCACAAAAAGUGGAAGAGAAUCGAUUGAGAAAUUCCGCUUCGAGAUAAGCGGACAUGUGGCGGACUUUUUGCGGCCAUUCCGCAAGGAUAGCUGCCAGAUGGGUCGCAUCACCAGCGACGCGGACUACAAGUUCCUCAUUAAGCGGCUGACGGAGCAUGUCAUUACGAAGGAGAUGCGCUACUGCGAGAUGAGCGGACAUCCAUUGAUCUGCAACGAUUCGGUGAAGCACAAGUCGCACGAUUUCAUCAAUCAGUACAUGCUGAAGAAGGGCCGCGUGUACACCAUGCCUCUGGAUGAGUCCUUCCUCUAAAAAAACACAAGCCCCAACACACACACACCAAAAACAAAUGCCGCCGCACUUCCUGUUCGAUUCCGGUUCGAUUCAUUUAGCUUGUAAGAACGUAGAACGGACUUUUGUUGCCGUAUAGCAAAUUGUGUUCGCCUAGCCAGUACCAAAAGGGUAAAGGGUAAAGGGCUCGUUCCAACGUACUCGAACACAUUUAUAAUGAUCAUAAUAAUAGAUAAAUAUAAAAAGAACAGAACAAGACGAAGUAUUGAUUUCUAAUCAACAAAACGAAAAUAGUCUAGAAGUACGUAAGAAAAUAGAAAUAAGGAGAAAAAAAAACACCAGAGAUAAACGAAACGUUCAAUCUGUAAGAGAAAUGUGUCCUAUAUGUGCUAUAUAGGAUAUGCAUAUCCUAUAACCCACAGCAUACAAGUUUAAGUUCGGUUAAGUAAGUAAAAUGUAUCCCAUAUCCCAUAUCCCACUUCCCAUCUUUAUCCAAAUGAAUGUUUAAGUGCACUAAAGUAAAGCAAGAGCAAUAAAAGGUCGAAUCUGUGAAAUUUUAAAAUCUUAGCAAAAUGUAUAUCCCAUAUCCGAUCCCAUGUAUAUCCAAAAGUAAGAAAGCUCAAGUUCAGUAAAGUCUCAGUAAGAAUAGCCUUG
This is a messenger RNA of Drosophila obscura, 9914 nucleotides long. RefSeq names its product probable histone-lysine N-methyltransferase CG1716 (gene Set2). NCBI's taxonomy places the organism in Eukaryota, Metazoa, Arthropoda, Insecta, Diptera, Drosophilidae. The transcript is spliced from 5 exons. Gene Ontology annotation, biological process: regulation of DNA-templated transcription. The record is from RefSeq and is a predicted model, not a curated record. Gene Ontology annotation, molecular function: histone H3K36 methyltransferase activity; protein binding. Gene Ontology annotation, cellular component: chromosome; nucleus. Bases 276 to 9281 code for a protein of 3001 amino acids.